GGCACACCUCUCUCUCUCUCUCUCUCUCUGACCAAGGGUUUAAAUCUUGGCCCAGAUCAGCCGCAGCAUCCAGACUCUUCUGCCAGUUGCAGCAGGAACAGCAUCAUGAAAGCCAGGCUCUUCCUCCUCUUCUUCCUCAUGGGCCUCCUCACCAUCUGUGUUGAGCUACCAUCUGCAGCUGGACAAAGAGUGCGCCCUGGACGGUGUCCUCGGAUUCAUGGCCCUGGCACAUGUGCAAUCUCCUGUGAGAGUGAUGAGUUUUGCGGCCCUGGGGAGAAGUGUUGUAGUACUGGCUGUGGAUUUGCUUGCAAAAGAGUCAUUGAAGUAAGCCCUGGACGGUGUCCCCGGCCCAUUGGGCUUGGGACAUGCGACGAACGCUGUCCCAGCGAUGGAAUUUGCCCACCCGGGCAGAAGUGUUGCAGCAAUGGCUGUGGCCAUGCUUGCAUGAGAACCGUUUUUGGGUAACUUGGACUCCAGCGUGGAUGAGCCCCUCCGUGAGACUCCUCACCUGGAACAGGCAUCACAGCUGACUUCUCUCUAACUUCCUUGGGAGCAGAAGACUCUGCAGUGGCAUGAAACCUUGUAUUGAAUAGGCUCACCGAAUAAAAAUGAUAUGAACCUUG
Messenger RNA from Zootoca vivipara (common lizard), 623 nucleotides. RefSeq lists its product as uncharacterized. Gene Ontology annotation, biological process: antibacterial humoral response; innate immune response. Lineage: Eukaryota; Metazoa; Chordata; Lepidosauria; Squamata; Lacertidae. The record is from RefSeq and is a predicted model, not a curated record. Gene Ontology annotation, cellular component: extracellular region. Gene Ontology annotation, molecular function: serine-type endopeptidase inhibitor activity.